AUGAAUUGUUUUGCUUGGAAUGUGCGAGGCCUUGGGUUAUCAUUCAAGGCCAAGGAAGUGGGGAAGUUUUUGCUUACCCAUAAAGUUUCUCUUGUUGGUAUUUUUGAGACUCGGGUUAACAAGGAGCUUAUUGUGCAUUCUCAAAAGCUUAUUGCUCCCUCUUGGAAGUGGGUUGAUAAUUCUUUGCAUUGGCAUAAGGUUCGAAUUAAGGUGGAGUGGGAUGAGUCUAGGUUUUGUUUGUCUGUUGGUCCUUGGCUUGUUAUGGGGGACUUUAAUGCUGUGUAUGACCCUUCUCAUCGGGGUCAUGGUAGGAAAGUCUCUAAUUAUGAAAUGAAGUAUUGGGAUUGUAUUUCUGCCUCUGGUUGGCUUCACCCUAAUUCUAUUGGGCAUUGGUUUUCUUGGAAUAAUAAAGGUGUGGAUUCUGAUGGGCGGAUUUCUGUUAUUGGUGGUAGGCCGUUUUGGUACUUCAAUUAUAUGUCUGAUCAUCCUGAAUUUUUCUCUUUGGUUCAGCAAGCUUGGAGUUCUACUUGUAGGGGUAAUGGGCUUGAGUUGGUCUGGCAUAAAGCGAAGGCUGUGAAGAGGGUCUUGAAGUCCCUUCGUGUGGUUCAUUUUAAGAAUCUUCAGGAGAAGAUUAAUUUUUGGAGGUCUGAGUUGGAUCAUGUUCAACUUGCUCUUCAGCAUUCUCUCUUUUCUAUGGCUUUUCAUCGAUGGGAGAUUCAUGCUAGUGACAUGUUAAGGAAGUGGCUUCGUAUUGAGGAGGGUGGUUUGCUUCAGAAGGCUCGGAUUGCAUGGCUUCAUGAGGGGGACUCCAACUCUCAUUAUUUUCAUAGUGUUGUGAAAGAGAGAUGGAAGGCUACUGAUUCUCUUAAAGGUAUUGAUCUUCAGACUAUGCGUGCUGGCCCCCAGCAUACUAUGUCUCAGGCUCAGGAUCUUAUUAAGCCUGUUAGCAGAGCGAAUAUUGGUGAUGCUCUUAAGGAUAUUGAUGAGUUUAAGAGCCUUGGUCUUGAUGGCUUUAGCUCACAAUUCUUUAACGUAGCUUGGGAUAUUAUCAAGGAGGAUGUCUAUUUGGCUAUAUUUCAGUUCUUUAAUGAUGGUGCUAUGUAUAAUCCUAUUAAUAUCACGUCUAUCACUCUUGUUUCGAAGAUAUUUAAUUGCCUUAAAGCCGAAGGAAUUUUGGCCAAUUUCCUGUUGCUCUGCUUUAUUCCUGGUAGGCAAAUCUGUGACAACAUCUUGCUUGCUACUGAUCGUAUUCAUGGCUAUAAUUGGGCUAAUGCUAGUCCCCGUUGUAUGCUUAAAAAUGAUAUGGCGAAGGCAUAUGAUUCUGUUGAUUGGUCCUUCCUUAGGAGUGUUAUGCAGGAGAUGAAUUUCCUUACUCAGUUUAUUGAUUGGAGCGCAGAAGGGCUCCGCCAAGGGGACCCUAUGUCUCCUUUCCUUUUCACUCUUGCUAUGGAGUAUUUUAGUAGAUAUUUGAGGAGUAAGAAGGGUGAUAUUAUUAAGUUCCAUCCUAAGUGUAAGUGCUCAGAGGUCUUGGAACUUUUAUUUGAUGAUGAUCUUUUGGUUUUUCUUAAAGCUGAUAUGCCCUCUAUGCAUGCUUUGAAUCUCGUUUUGGAUAAUUUGACUUUGGUCUCUGGUCUUUCUAUUAAUAAAACCAAGAGCGCCCUUUAUGUUGCGGGUGUUAGUGAUGCUAUGACUCUUAGGCUUGUCCAAGCUAACCAGGUGUCCAAAGAGGUUCUUCCUUUUCGAUAUCUUGGGGUUCCUUUAUCUGCUAAGAGGCUUGGUAUUUAG
Molecule: messenger RNA, 1785 nt
Organism: Amaranthus tricolor (Joseph's coat)
Lineage: Eukaryota; Viridiplantae; Streptophyta; Magnoliopsida; Caryophyllales; Amaranthaceae
Exons: 6
Coding region: 1-1785 (594 amino acids)
Source: RefSeq, a predicted model, not a curated record